AUGCCUGUAAUGAGAAGAAUGCUGUUGCUGCCCUUGUGCCUGCUGGUCCUGAUCCAGCUGCAGGCGGAGGCCAGACCUGCUAGCGCUGAUGAAGCUGUCCCAGUCGAGCCCUCGGUGUAUACGCUCUACCCGGGAGAGAGGCUGGAGCUGAACUGUAAGAAUAAAGAGGAGGUUCAGGAGGUGACCUGGACCAAGGACCAGGCCGUGCUGGUCGACGGAGAGCACACGCGCCUGCGGAACGGACAGCUGGAGAUCGAAAGCGUGGAGCCUUCAGAUUCCGGCCUCUACACCUGCGUGGCGCGAGGUUCCUUCAGCAACCACACGCUCUACUUCAACGUAAACGUCUCAGAUGACGAUGAGGAGGAGUCUUCAUCAGAGGAGGCCAAGCUAUCCAGCAGCCAAAAGCUACUUCCGAUGGCUCCUCAGUGGGCUCAGCCGGAGAAGAUGGAGAAGAAACUUCACGCUGUUCCCGCCAGUAAGACAGUGAAGUUUCGCUGCCAGGCCAACGGGAACCCAACGCCAACUCUCAAAUGGCUCAAGAACGGAAAAGAGUUUAAGAGAGACCAACGCAUUGGAGGAUUCAAGGUUCGGGAACACAUGUGGACCAUAAUCAUGGAGUCUGUGGUGCCCUCAGACAAAGGCAACUACACCUGUGUGGUGGAGAACAAAUAUGGCAGUAUCAACCACACCUACCAGCUGGAUGUAGUUGAGCGAUCUCCACACAGGCCCAUCCUGCAGGCGGGCUUGCCGGCCAAUCGUACGGUGGUGGUGGGGAGUGAUGUGGAGUUUGAGUGCAAGGUCUUCAGCGACCCACAGCCUCACAUCCAGUGGCUUAAACACAUCGAGGUCAACGGCAGCAGAGUGGGUCCGGAUGGCCUGCCUUACGUCCGGGUCCUGAAGACCGCUGGCCUUAACACAACGGACAAGGAAAUGGAGGUUCUUCAGAUCAGGAAUGUUACUUUUGAGGACGCUGGGGAAUAUACCUGCUUGGCGGGCAAUUCUAUCGGGCAUUCCCAUCACUCUGCAUGGUUGAAUGUCUAUGAAGAGGAGCCCCCAUCUCCCAUCCCCUCCCAGGCCUACCUGGAGGUCCUCAUCUACUGCGUCGGCUUCUUCAUCAUCUUCAUCAUGGUGGCGGUCACCGCCCUGGCCAAAAUGCACAGCUCGUCCAAAAAGAGUGACUUCAGCAGCCAGCUGGCCGUGCAUAAGCUGGCCAAGAGCAUCCCCCUGCGCAGACAGGUAACAGAAAGUAUAUAGGGGGUGUCAGUGGACUCCAGCUCCUCUCUCCACUCGGGCGUGAUGCUGGUGCGACCGUCCCGCCUCUCCUCCAGUGGCUCCCCCAUGCUGUCGGGCGUGUCUGAGUACGAACUGCCCCAGGACCCGCGCUGGGAGAUCUCCAGGGACAGGCUGGUUCUGGGGAAACCUCUAGGGGAGGGCUGUUUUGGUCAGGUGGUGAUGGGUGAGACUGUGGGCCUGGAUAAAGACAAACCCAACCGCGUCACCAAAGUCGCCGUCAAGAUGCUUAAACCCGACGCCACAGAGAAAGACCUGUCAGACCUCAUCUCGGAGAUGGAGGUGAUGAAGAUCAUCGGCAAACACAAGAACAUCAUCAACCUGCUGGGAGCAUGCACGCAGGACGGUCCUCUGUACGUGAUCGUGGAGUACGCCGCCAAGGGUAACCUGCGGGAGUACCUGCGGGCACGCCGCCCUCCUGGCAUGGAAUACUGCUACAACCCGGACCAGGUGCCCGUGGAGAACAUGUCCAUCAAAGACCUCGUCUCCUGUGCCUACCAGGUGGCGCGGGGCAUGGAAUACCUGGCAUCAAAAAAGUGUAUCCAUAGAGAUCUGGCUGCUCGUAACGUCCUGGUCACGGAGGACAACGUGAUGAAAAUCGCCGACUUUGGCCUGGCCCGAGACAUACAUCAUAUUGAUUACUACAAGAAGACAACCAACGGCCGUCUGCCUGUGAAGUGGAUGGCACCGGAGGCUCUGUUUGAUCGUAUAUACACACAUCAGAGCGACGUGUGGUCUUUCGGCGUUCUCCUGUGGGAGAUCUUCACGUUGGGUGGCUCUCCUUACCCGGGAGUGCCUGUGGAGGAGCUCUUCAAACUCCUCAAGGAGGGUCAUCGCAUGGACCGGCCCUCCACCUGCACACACGAACUGUACAUGAUGAUGAGGGACUGCUGGCAUGCUGUUCCCUCCCAGAGGCCAACGUUUAAACAGCUAGUGGAGGAUCUCGACCGAACUCUGUCUAUGACGUCCAAUCAGGAAUACCUGGACCUCUCCGUGUCUCUGGACCAGUACUCUCCCGGUUACCCAGACACACGCAGCUCCACCUGCUCAUCUGGAGAAGACUCCGUGUUUUCCCAUGACGCCGGGGCAGACGAGCCCUGCCUGCCCAAAUUCCCCCCCCAGCCCAACAGAGGAGUGGCCUUCAAAAAACGCUGA
Molecule: messenger RNA, 2445 nt
Organism: Chanos chanos (milkfish)
Lineage: Eukaryota; Metazoa; Chordata; Actinopteri; Gonorynchiformes; Chanidae
Gene: fgfr1a
Product: fibroblast growth factor receptor 1a
Exons: 17
Biological process (GO): multicellular organism development; positive regulation of cell differentiation; positive regulation of kinase activity
Cellular component (GO): signaling receptor complex; plasma membrane
Molecular function (GO): fibroblast growth factor binding; fibroblast growth factor receptor activity; ATP binding
Source: RefSeq, a predicted model, not a curated record